Trichechus manatus latirostris (Florida manatee) is the source of this 2289-nucleotide messenger RNA. It is a transcript of the gene CBFA2T2, whose product is annotated as CBFA2/RUNX1 partner transcriptional co-repressor 2. NCBI's taxonomy places the organism in Eukaryota, Metazoa, Chordata, Mammalia, Sirenia, Trichechidae. Bases 508 to 2235 code for a protein of 575 amino acids. The transcript has 10 exons. Gene Ontology annotation, molecular function: transcription corepressor activity. Gene Ontology annotation, biological process: negative regulation of DNA-templated transcription; DNA-templated transcription. The record is from RefSeq and is a predicted model, not a curated record. Gene Ontology annotation, cellular component: nucleus.
UGGUGGUGGUGACAUAACUGUAUAUGUUUGUCAAAACUCAUCAAACUGUGUACUUAAAACGGGUGAAUUUUAUUGUAUGUAAAUUAUACAAUAAAGUUAAUUUAGAAAAAAGAAACUAUAUUAAGUUUCCUCUGGCUGGCAUAACAAAUUACCACUACGGAUGGCUUAAAAAAACAAAAAUUUAUUCUCUCACAAUUCUGGAGGCUACAAGUUACAUUGUCUCCUGAGGCUCUAGGAGAGAAUCCAUUCUUUGCCUCUUCUAGCCGUGAGUCGGAAUCGACUCAGCAGCUGACAACAACAGCGUGUGGUAGUUGUAGGUGACAUUCGUUGUUUUUUGUGGGUGCAUUUCUCUCUGCUGUGUCUCUGCUACACUAACCAUCUUCUAAAUCCUCUAGGAAAAAUAUGUAGGUAUUCCAUAUUUUGUCAGUAUUUUUAUGAUCUUAUAGAAAAUUCUGACUUAUCUUCCUUUUAUUCUCUGCAGUUGGUCCUGAGAAGAGGGUACCAGCAAUGCCUGGAUCGCCUGUGGAAGUGAAGAUACAGUCAAGAUCCUCACCUCCCACCAUGCCACCCCUCCCACCAAUAAAUCCUGGAGGACCGAGGCCAGUGUCAUUUACUCCAACAGCAUUAAGCAAUGGAAUCAACCAUUCUCCUCCUACCCUGAAUGGUGCCCCAUCACCACCACAAAGGUUCAGCAAUGGUCCUGCCUCUUCCACAUCAUCUGCACUAACAAAUCAACAAUUGCCAGCCACUUGUGGCGCUCGGCAGCUCAGCAAGUUGAAACGCUUUCUCACCACUCUCCAACAGUUUGGCAAUGACAUCUCACCUGAGAUUGGGGAGAAGGUGCGGACUCUUGUUCUAGCGCUGGUGAACUCCACAGUGACAAUCGAGGAAUUCCAUUGUAAGCUCCAAGAGGCCACAAACUUCCCUCUUCGUCCUUUUGUGAUUCCAUUCCUCAAGGCCAACCUGCCCCUGCUGCAGCGAGAACUGCUACACUGCGCUCGGGCCGCCAAGCAAACCCCGUCUCAGUACCUGGCUCAGCACGAACACCUUCUGCUUAACACAAGUAUCGCAUCACCUGCUGACUCUUCCGAGCUGCUCAUGGAGGUGCAUGGAAACGGGAAGAGGCCCACUCCUGAGAGGAGAGAAGAGAAUAGUUUUGAAAGAGAGACAAUUCCUCCUGAGCCUCCUGCCAAGAGGGUGUGUACCAUCAGCCCUGCUCCCCGACACAGUCCUGCCCUCACUGUGCCCCUCAUGAAUCCUGGGGGCCAGUUCCAUCCCACUCCUCCACCUCUUCAGCACUACACCUUAGAAGAUAUUGCAUCUUCACACCUGUAUCAUGAACCCAACAAGAUGCUAGAACAUCGAGAAGUUCGUGACAGACAUCACAAUCUUAGUCUAAAUGGAGGCUAUCAAGAUGAGUUGGUAGAUCACCGUUUGACAGAAAGGGAAUGGGCUGAUGAAUGGAAACAUCUUGAUCAUGCCCUGAAUUGCAUUAUGGAAAUGGUAGAGAAAACAAGGCGUUCCAUGGCAGUUCUGCGGCGCUGUCAGGAAUCUGAUCGUGAAGAACUCAACUACUGGAAAAGGCGAUAUAACGAAAACACAGAGAUGAGGAAAACAGGAAGCGAGUUGGUCUCCAGGCAGCACAGUCCUGGGAGCGCAGAUUCUCUCAGCAAUGAUUCCCAACGGGAAUUCAGCAGUAGACCAGGAACAGGAUAUGUACCUGUGGAGUUUUGGAAAAAAACUGAAGAAGCUGUGAAUAAGGUGAAAAUUCAGGCCAUGUCAGAAGUACAGAAGGCCGUCGCUGAAGCAGAGCAAAAAGCCUUUGAGGUGAUUGCAACAGAGAGAGCUCGAAUGGAGCAAACCAUAGCAGACGUCAAACGGCAGGCUGCAGAGGAUGCCUUCCUCGUCAUAAAUGAGCAAGAGGAGUCAACGGAGAACUGCUGGAACUGUGGCCGCAAAGCCAGCGAAACGUGCAGUGGCUGCAAUAUUGCACGAUAUUGUGGCUCUUUCUGUCAGCACAAGGACUGGGAGCGGCACCACCGCCUCUGUGGCCAGAACCUGCACGGCCAGAGUCCUCACAGCCAGAGCCGGCCACUGCUUCCUGGAGGGAGGGGCACCUCAGCCAGGUCGGCUGACUGCAGUGUGCCAAGCCCAGCCCUGGACAAGACUUCAGCAACCACCUCACGCUCCUCAACUCCUGCCUCCGUGACAGCCAUCGACACCAGUGGGCUCUGAGCCCCAGACUCCACUUAAUCCUGAUGACCUCUCAGCUAGACAAAACGCUUGUUG